AUGAAGUAUUCCCAAUUAGUCCACAUGUCGAGGGAUGUUGAACAAUGGCUCGAAUCACAAUUGAAAGCUUGCGAAAUUAAUAAUGAUUUUUAUACUGAUUAUUUAUUGAAUUUAUUCGAAGAAGAAAUUUUGGACAACUAUUCUCAUAGUUUAAAUUUAAACUGCAACAAUGACUACAAUAUAAAUUACAUGUUUUGGCCAUUUCAAAAAAAAUUAGAAUCAAUGAAAAGUAAAAAAACAUCUCAUGUUGCUCGAUCAGAAAACUAUAAAUCAAAUUUAUUAAAAAUGAAAUCGCAUAUACCCCUUGAUUGGAAUUGGGCUGAGGGUCUACUUCAUGACUCAUCGGGAACUGUUAAAAAUAAAAUGGACGAUUUUUUUGCUAAUUUAUUUUAUGACAAUACGGCAGAUAUUUUUGGAUUUGAAUUAUCUUGGAAUAAAUUGGAGGAACCUGAGAACAUCGACAACACGAAACGCAUUAAUUUUUAUAAUAAGCAAAAUCUUUUUUCAACGUCAACUUGUAAUGAACGACUCUACGAAAGAAACGCAGAUUUUGACAAGCUAAUCGCAAAGUUUGACGCAAGCGUUGAAAAAAUUUGGAAAAGUUCUUCGGAGUCGGAUGCUUUGGGAAAUGUUAAAUACGCCACCAUUUUUUCUGAAAACAUAGCCGAUCCACAAUAUCAAUAUGGCUCUGAUGUAAUUUGGUCAUGUGAACAAAAAGAUAAAAGCAAUAUUUUGAUGAAAAGCACCGAAAAUUACAAACCAUCCUUUUCUCAAUGGAAUCAAAAAUCAAAUUCUCCAGUUUUAUCAAAUUCAAAUAAUAACUUAACCACGGCAUUAAGCGCUUUUAGUCCAACACUUCCAAAUUUAAAAAAGUGGUCAGCCAAUGAUGGAUACAACAAAAAUUGUAAUUUCAUUUCUGAAAAACAGGAUAACGGUUUUACUGAUGUAAAUCAUAAUCAGAAUAAAAAUUCCGAUGAUUAUAGUAUUGAGUAUAACCUAUCAGAAAAAAAUCAAAGUAGUCAAGAAGAAGAUUUGCUGACAUCCGCCAAGACUCAUUUUCGUCCGAUUCCAUCUGAAGAAUUAGGAAAUAGUCAAACUGGAAUUUACGCUGAUGGUACAACUUUCGAUAUAUCAAACGAUUUGGAUAAGGUUUCCUUUAUAAGAAGCGAAAGUGGAAUGCUCUAUUUAGAAACGGAAGCAAACACUCCUAGAAAGUAUAUGGAGUUUAAGGACAAUAAGAACUACGGGACUAAUGAAUAUCUAGAAAAUAAUAUAGUACCCGUUGACGAAUUCGUACCAAAGUUUAGAGUUCGUCAGAGCAAUGAAAAAAGUAUUCAGACCGACGAAAUACACGAAGAACAAGUCGUGCCAUCAGUAAACGACACGGAUUACGAUUCAAUGUCUUGCGAUUCGGAAGAAAACGAUUUUUUUUUCCCCGGGGAUAACGAGCUCGCUCAAAAUAUUGCAAGCUCGGAUGGAGAAGAGGCCAAUUACUAUAAAGAAACGGGGAAUAAAAAUUUGUUUAACGAAGAAAAGAAUAAUAAAGAUUAUAAUUUAGAAAUGUCUUUAUAUAAAUUGAUCGAAAUGAAAUCGUGCGUUUGCAAUGAAGAAAAAGAUUGGAAUCAAAACUCGAUUAAUAAUAAUAAUUCCAUCAAUAAAAAAGAAUGGAAUAAAAUUUGGAAUUUUCACAUUUCGUGUAAUAAUUGUGAGAAAAGUUCGGACAAGCAGCUUUCAACAAAUGACAAAUUUCGAUUUCGGCAAGAGUUGACCCAAGAGGGAGAACAACUUUUGCUUGAUUUGAGUAGCGUUCAGCAAAUGUAUUCGAAUGAUGCUGAUUGGUGCGAGGAUGAUACUCUUACGGUAUCCGAUAUAAAUGAAGACGAUAAUGAAAAUUUCGGAGAAGAAAUCCCAAAUGAUGAGGGUUUAACUUCGGAAAUAGUUUACCCUGAAAAGGAAGCUUUGUGGAGUACUUUGAUUGCCAAAGAAGAACCAGUUAAAAAUGGUCUUGAUGUGAGAUGUUCGUGGAAAAUGGAAAAGUUUGAAAAUGAUAAAAAUAAAUUUAAUGACAAAAAAUCGGAAAAGUUUUACAUUUCCGGAUGUAAAAAUUUAGAACGGAAAAGGUAG
Messenger RNA from Pediculus humanus corporis (human body louse), 2124 nucleotides. RefSeq lists its product as uncharacterized. Lineage: Eukaryota; Metazoa; Arthropoda; Insecta; Psocodea; Pediculidae. The record is from RefSeq and is a predicted model, not a curated record. The transcript has 3 exons. The coding region runs from base 1 to 2124 and encodes 707 amino acids.